Schistocerca piceifrons (Central American locust) is the source of this 3007-nucleotide messenger RNA. RefSeq names its product leucine-rich repeat-containing protein 24-like. Lineage: Eukaryota; Metazoa; Arthropoda; Insecta; Orthoptera; Acrididae. Bases 668 to 3007 code for a protein of 779 amino acids. Gene Ontology annotation, molecular function: protein binding. The record is from RefSeq and is a predicted model, not a curated record. The transcript is spliced from 5 exons.
CUCGAACGCAGUCGGUCGCCGGACGCAUGGGCAAACGGACGUGGUACCGACGUAUAGUGUUUCCGCGAACCCCUUCAGCAGAUUUUCUAAGAGGUGCCUGGAGCAAUGUAAUCUCUGAAGCUUUUCCAUCUUUUCCCCGAAAAGUGGAUUUAUAAGGUGGGUCGAGUGGCUUAUUUCGAUACGACAGUGUGUGAGCGGAACUAGUUGUGGAGAGCUGUGUUCUUGGUGUAGGAAGGUAGAAAUAAUGUGGCAAAAGAAAAGGACAUCACAACAACGUUAUCUGCGAACUGUUGUAAGACAUCAUCCUGUGAAUUCAUCUGAGACAGCAGCCUUUCGAAGUUAUGACGAUGUUGUGCAGGAAUAAGUGUCCCUCCACCUCCUGUGCCCUCACGGUAUCUCAGGUUCUUAUGUAUUGACGGACUGUAGUUUUGGAAGCUUUGUAUCCACUGGUACUAGAAAGAAUGUAACAUUCGUCGUGAUGUGGUCCCUGUGGACUGCUCACGAAAAUGGCAGUUGAAAGCACCAUAGGCGUCAGUGGAUCAUCUGAAGUGGCUCUCCUUUGAGUUCUGAAGACACCGUGAGUUGAGGAAUCCCACUGACACUCCGCCGCAUGCGGCGGCCAUGAGAGGCCCGUCCGUGGAAAGGUGAGCCGGCUCGUGGAGCCGCCAUGCUGCGGCCAUCGCCGCCGCCGCCGCCGCCUCCGCCGCCCCCGCUGCCUCUGCUGCUGCUCGCCGUUUUCGUGCUGUUGAUCUCCCUGGAACACCACUUGGCCGCCGCCUGCCCGUCCGCGUGCAAGUGCAUGUGGAAGGGUGGCAAGCAGACGGUGGAGUGCAUCGGCGAAGGUCUCAUCACCAUUCCAGACGGAAUAGACCCAGGCACGCAGGUGCUGGAGUUCUCAGGGAACAACCUGCAGUCGCUUCCCAGGGAACGCUUCCAGAGGAUGGGCAUUAUCAACCUGCAGCGCAUCUACCUGGCCCGUUGCCGCAUCGUUCAGAUAGACGACCGCGCCUUCAAAGGACUGACCAAUCUGGUGGAGCUGGACCUGUCUCAGAACCAGCUGCGCUACGUGCCCACAGCAACCUUCAGUGACUAUCCUUCGCUCAUGAGGCUCAUCAUGAAUGGGAACCCCAUCCGAUCUUUGGAAGGGGGCGCUUUCAAAUCCUUGCCGUUUCUGACGACGUUAGAAUUGUCUGACUGUGAAAUUGAAACUGUGGAACCUGGAGCUUUUUCUGGUCUAGAUAAUCUGGAAUGGCUCAAGUUGGAUGGGAACCGUCUCAACAACAUCAGGGGCACCGACACUCUCCCGAGUACCCUUCACGAGAUUUAUCUGCACCAGAAUCCUUGGCAGUGUGACUGCAGGCUAACUGACCUGAGGGCGUGGCUGGUGACGUAUAAGGUUCCACAUACAGAAGAGCCCAAAUGUACAUCACCUGGGCGGCUGAAAGGGGAGCUCAUAAAGACACUGGACUUGAACGAUCUCGCUUGUCUCCCAGAUGUCUCCCCCACGACCCUGUAUCUUGAGAUUGCUGAGGGUAAGAACGUUUCACUCUUGUGUAGGGUGUCUGCGAUACCAGAGGCUCGAGUGUCGUGGUGGUUUCAAGGGAGGAUACUUCAGAACGAUUCACUAGUGGCUCCUGGUGUUCACCUGUACUACUUCGUAGAGGAAGGUUCAGAAGAAAAGAAGAGUGAGCUGUUCAUCUUCAAUACCAACACAGAAGACAACGGCACUUUUGUCUGUGUGGCUGAGAAUCCAGCUGGGAAGAGCCAUUCCAACUAUACUAUACGAAUAAUCGUGAGGGAAGAACCCAUUGUCGGGCCGCCGCCGUUCCCUUACGAGUACGUAAUAACGAUAGCGUGCUCCAUAUCAGUAAUAGUGCUCUUCUUGCUGAUCGGCGUGGUGGCGUGCGCGAUACGUUGCCGACGGAGGCGCAUGCGCCGCCGGAAGAAGGAGCGCAGCAAGGUGGUGGCCCUGCAGCAAGGUAAGGGCGCCCCUCUCAACCCUAUCACGAGGCUGGGCGGCGCCGGGGGCCUGGGCGGCGCGCGCGCCCCAGAGGGAACAGCGGGGGUGGUGCCGCCCCCGGCCAAGGCCAACGGCGCGCUGCUGAUGGGGGCGGGGGCGGACGGACGGUCCCACGCCCUGCCGCCGCUGCAACACGACGUCAUGAUGUCACUGGCGGCAGCCGGAGGCGGCAGCGGCGGAGCGGCCAACCCCUGCCUCGCUGGCAGCCCCCACUCCAUGAGGUCAUACGCGCUGGAGGCCAACCCGGACCUCAUCAACGACACCGAGAGCAUCGGCAAGGAGAGGCAUCGCGGGGACGGAGACGGUGGGGAGGAGGCUGGAGGCGAGAGCGGCAGCUACCAGGAGGCGAUGGAGAACGUGGUGCCGCUGCACCCGCUGCGCCACCACCAGCUGCCGCACGGCCACGGCCACCCCCACCAGCACCACACCGCGGACGUGCACCCGUCACCAGGCGCGCUCGACCCCUACCACGACCCGGACGGCUACCCGCUGGACUUCGGGCUGCCGUCGGUGGGGGCUGCGACGCCGUCGGCGCGCUUCUCUCGCGAGGCGGAGUUCCUGGCGCGCACCGCCUACGACCUGCACUACAGCCCGCCCGACGUGCGCUACACGCUGGAGGGGUACCCGGCGCCGGCACCCGCAUUGCCGCCCUUCCCAGGCCCCGCGCAGGACUCCGCAGGAUCGUACCAGGAUGCUCCGUACCUGCCCUCGCCGCCGGCGCCCUACAAAGGCGAAACGACGCACUGCGUCGGCUCGCAGACAAACGGCGAGCUGCCCAACGGCGCGACUCUGUCUCCGACGGUGUCUCCUUCCGUCCCCGACGCGGCUACUUCGUCGUCCGCCGCCGUGGGCGACGCUUCCAACAACACCGGGGGCGGCGCCGGGGCCAAGCCGCCCAUGCAGAGGGCAGUGACCGCCGCCCACUGUCUCACAGAGUCCCCUGACGAGGGCUACGUGGGCGACGGCGCUGACGGGUCCGACAUGUGA